AUGUCAUCUGAUCAAAGAAUGUACUCCCAAUAUUCAUCAGGCUUAUUUUCCAGACUUUUAGCAAAGCUAAAAGUCUGGAACUCUUUUCUUUUCAGCACUGCAAUUUACCCGAAACUUUUUAUCGAUGUUUUAUCAAAGAAGCAGGUCAUAUCCUAUGCAGCCUGUCUGUUUCAGUAUUUAAUGUAUUAUGCAUUGGGUGGUUCAGAUUUCUUACUGUUAGCAGCCAUGGCUUAUGAUAGAUAUGUUUCUAUAUGUAAACCAUUGCAAUAUAUAACUGUAAUGACAAAAAGAACCAUUAAUGAUUUACUAUUUUAUGCUUGGUUUCUGCCUGGCUGUCACAUCGGAGGGGCACUGGCACCGGCACUGGCACUGGGCGGCAAAAAGCAACUCUGUAGCUUUACUUUGAAAGGAAUUUUCUGCAAUAAUUUAAUCCAGAAACUUCACUGUGUGACCUCCACAGCAGUACCAAUAUAUGGUUUCAUUGUGUUUCUCAACAUUGUAAUACUCCCUGUGCUUUUCAUACUUUUCUCAUACACAAAGAUACUUACAGUAUCGUACCGAAGCAGCAGAGAUGUUAGGAGAAAAGCUGUCGAAACCUGUUUACCUCACCUGAUUGUUUUAAUCAGUUUCUCCUGUUUGUGUGCAUUUGAUUUCAUUAUGGCCGAAGUGAAAUUUGAUUUUCCAAAAACUGUGAGAUUAAUUAUGAAUUUACAAGUGGUUGUGUAUAGUCCUCUCUUUAAUCCAAUUAUAUAUGGAGUCAAACUGAAAGAAAUCUCUAAACACAUAAAGAAGAUGUUCUGUAAUGUCAGAUUAAACUAAAUAACACUAAUACCUUCUCAAAUAGCCUCGCAGGAGUUUGACUUGCUUGUAAGAGAAUUGAAAUUUGUUUCUAUUACUCACAUAUAUUAAGGACAAUAAUGUUAACUUCACUGAUAUGAUAACAUGUAUGCAGUGUUCCCUUCAUUCUAUGUACCCAUUUAUCCAAUAAAUGCUUGCUUGAACUCAGUAACCAGUGAGUGUAUUUCAAGAUUCAAGACAUUUAUUUUCUUUACACAGAAAAUCACAGUUACACUGUACAAUGAAAGGCUUACUUUGUUGAUCCUCCUCAACUAAAUAAACACAAUGUAGAAAACACUAAAGCAAUUCUAAAUACGUAAGCAAACUUAAACUGACAACAGCAGUGGUUGUGAAGUGUACUGUGCAUUUGUAAACUUUGUUUUUUGUGUAUUGAUGAAGCGCAGGUGUCAACAUUUUAUUUACAGAAAAUGUCAGGUAUAUAAGCUGUGCUAACAGCAGCGAAUAACUGCAUUCUCUUUAUUUUCUUGUACUGACAGAUUUUUUUUUGUAAUUUCAAGAUG
This is a messenger RNA of Amphiprion ocellaris (clown anemonefish), 1358 nucleotides long. RefSeq names its product olfactory receptor 4S2-like. NCBI's taxonomy places the organism in Eukaryota, Metazoa, Chordata, Actinopteri, Pomacentridae. The record is from RefSeq and is a predicted model, not a curated record. Gene Ontology annotation, cellular component: membrane. The coding region runs from base 1 to 819 and encodes 272 amino acids. The transcript has a single exon. Gene Ontology annotation, molecular function: G protein-coupled receptor activity; olfactory receptor activity. Gene Ontology annotation, biological process: G protein-coupled receptor signaling pathway.